Molecule: messenger RNA, 1176 nt
Organism: Sinocyclocheilus rhinocerous
Lineage: Eukaryota; Metazoa; Chordata; Actinopteri; Cypriniformes; Cyprinidae
Product: histone deacetylase 10-like
Biological process (GO): epigenetic regulation of gene expression
Molecular function (GO): deacetylase activity
Source: RefSeq, a predicted model, not a curated record
UGACAUCACCUGCUUUCGCGUGAGUGAUUGAAAUGAUAAUUUACAGUUAUUAAUCAGUCGUUUUUUAAUUGAAAUCCAGAGCAGAGUGUUUAAAUGGCAUCAGGAAGCGCGCUGAUCUUUGAUGAGGAGAUGAGCCGUUAUAAACUCCUCUGGACAGAUCCCGUCUGUGAGAUCGAGGUGCCUGAGCGGUUCACCGUGUCUUAUGAAGCACUAAAGACUCACGGCGUGGCAGAGCGGUGCAAACAGGUGCACACAGGUUUUCGAUUUGGUUUCAAAAUCUUUUGUGUUUACUUUAGUGAGGAAUAUCUGGAGGCCGUUAAACAGACUCCCAAAAUGAGCGUGGAAGAGCUGAUGGCGUUUUCAAAGCAGUACAACGACGUCUAUUUCCAUCAGAACAUCUAUCACUGUGCUACGCUGGCCGUGGGCGCCACACUGCAGCUGGUGGACAGCGUGAUGAAGAGAGAGGUCAGGAACUGCAUGGCACUGGUCAGACCAUCUGGACACCACAGUCAGCGCUCCGCUGCGAACAGUUUCUGUGUGUUUAAUAAUGUGGCCAUCGCUGCGCUUUAUGCUAAGAAGACCUACAACCUGAACAGGGUUUUGAUUGUGGGCUGGGACGUCCACCAUGGACAGGGUGUCCAGUACUGCUUUGAAGAGGACCCAAGUGUGCUCUAUUUUUCCUGGCAUCGUUACGAGCACCAGACCUUCUGGCCCAAUCUCCCUGAGUCAGACUACUCCAGCGUUGGGAAAGGCAAAGGAUCCGGUUUUAACAUGAACCUCCCCUGGAACAAGGUGGGCAUGACGAACAGCGACGAUCUAGCUGCUUUCUUCCAUGUUCUUUUACCCGCUGCGUAUGAGUUUGACCCAGAGCUGGUUUUGGUCAGUGCUGGUUUUGAUUCAGCCAUCGGGGACCCAGAAGGUGAAAUGUGUGCUCUUCCUGAGAUCUUUGCCCACCUCACCCAACUGCUAAUGCCUUUGGCUGCAGGCAAAAUGUGCGUCGUCCUGGAGUUUUGGAAAGCUGAUGGAAACCUCUGGAACGUUGAACGACCUGCGUUUUGAUGUUCAGUUAUGGAAAAUAGUCACUUUUUUGUAUUUUGUAAAUUUUGUAUGGCAUUAAAAAUGAACCUGUUACAGGUUGUUUGACCUUGUUGCUUGUAUAAGGUUUGUUUAGUUAGA